Molecule: messenger RNA, 3570 nt
Organism: Cheilinus undulatus (humphead wrasse)
Lineage: Eukaryota; Metazoa; Chordata; Actinopteri; Labriformes; Labridae
Gene: cenpt
Product: centromere protein T
Exons: 13
Coding region: 246-3221 (991 amino acids)
Biological process (GO): mitotic cell cycle; chromosome segregation; kinetochore assembly
Cellular component (GO): kinetochore
Molecular function (GO): DNA binding; protein heterodimerization activity
Source: RefSeq, a predicted model, not a curated record
UUCCGUUGAAGCCCAGUCUAUGUUAAAAACAGUCUCACAACAGAUGACCGACAAUGUUUAACGUAGAGAAACCUUUUAAAAAAAUGUCACUGUGUCGUGUUUAAUUGUGCUUCGGAGUCGAUGUCAUCUAUUUAAACCGCCUGUUCUGAAAGAGCCUCUGCUGAACAGGAUUCAAAGACCUCUUCGUCUACAGAAAGGUUUCUCGACUAGCUAACAUCAGCUAACCAGCUGAGCUCGGUGUCUACAUGGAUCAUACGGAAGACUUGUCUGCUCGGGUGCUUCUCAAACACAUUCUCACAACCGAGCCACCGAGGACACCCAUCACCCGCAGUGCCUCAAAAGCAUCAUUAGCGAGUACCUCUGCGACCAGACGCAGCAAUCGGCAGGCCAACAAAGAUGCUGGAGCCCAUACCCCUCAGGACAUCCUGAGGCGCAGUCUGAGGCAUAAAAUGCGUGAGAGUAUCACAAGAAAGUCUAUGCCGCCCCUUAAAAGGAGGACUGCUUCAGUCGUGCUCAAGAUGGUUGACACACCUGCUCCAGCCUCUAUGCUGCUUGAUGAUGGAGACACGCCGAGGCACAUACUCAUGAACAUCCUGCAGACAGAGCCUGUGAGAACCCCUGUGGUUCAUGACAAAGCAGCUUCAGAGCCACAAGAGCUGCAGCCACCUUCAGCUAACUCCAGCAUUGCCAGCAAGCGUCAAAGCACUGAGCUGUCAGGGUUUGACUUGCCUGAUUUAACUAUAAGCAACGUCAUAAGUACUGCAGAUGGACUGAGCAGAAAGAGACCCCGCCGGAGCCUGAAUGUAACAGCUUUCGAAAAACGUCUUCGAGAAGAAGGCGGUGUUGAGGAGCAGAAUGAGGAAUCACUGCGUGAUGAUUCAUCACUUUCAUCAACAAGUUCCACUUCUCUGUCCCUAAAAACACCGUAUGUGGGUGUUCACACGGAGAAAAGAGGUCUGCAGAGAAGAGUUGUUAACCGCCGGAAAAUCACAGAAGAAGAAUUUGAGGCCGCUGUGGAUAAAUGGCACAUGGGAGGAGCAAGCAGCUUCAUGCAGGCAGAGCAUGGUCUCAGUGAGACCGCCUAUUCUGAGGGCUUCACUUUGGGUCUGAGUAAACUUAGUGAACCUGACAUCACUACAGAUAUCGUCCACUGUAACACGGCUCUGUACGCCAAGCCUGAUUCAACUACCACCAACUACUCCAUGGUUGCUACCCAGGACAAACCCACCUUGAUGGCGUCUCAGCUGCAGAGACAGAUGUUAGAGCUGGAACAGGGUGAGCUGAGGAAGGAGAAAUCCUUGUACACAUUUCCAGCUGAAGAGGAGGCUGUGGCAGAACAUCACGAUGAAAAAUGUUUGUCUGGGUCUGAAAAGGAGGAAGGCAGGGAACCUGACAAUGAUGCUGUAGGCAAAUCUGUGAAAGAGAAAGUUACAGCUGAAUCUCAGGUCGAUGUCAAAGGUGACACAGCUGAGUCUAUGGAAGAGCUGAAUGUAGUGGAAGUUCAGAUAAAAGAGGAAGAAGCAGCUGAUUUGCAAACUGAAGAAGAGGGAGGUGAAAUUAAUAAUGAGCCUGAGGAGGAUGUUGCAAAUGGAUCUCAGAUUGAGGAAGAGCAGGAUCAAACAGACUCUCAAAGCCUGGAAGAAGAAGGUGUCGCUGACUCCCAGGCUGAAGAGGAAGAUGCUGUUGAUUCUCAGGCUGAGGAAGAGGAGAUUCAACCAGAUUCCCAAAGCCAAGAAGAGGAGGAAGAAGAACAAGUAGAAGAAGAGGAAAAAGAAGAGAGCGUUGUUAAAUCUCAAACUGAAGACGAAGAACAAGAAGAUCUUGAUUCUCAGGCUGAGGAAGAGGAGAUUCAACCAGAUUCCCAAAGCCAAGAAGAGGAGGAGGAAGAUGAAGAACAACUGGAAGAAGAGGAAAAAGAAAAGAGUGCUGUUGGAUCUCAAACUGAAGAUGAAGAACAAGAAGAUGUUGAUUCUCAGGCUGAGGAAGAGGAGAUUCAAUCAGGCUCCCAAAUCCAGGAAGAAGAGGAAAAAGAAGAGUGUGCUAUUGAAUCUCAAACUGAAGAAGAUGUUGUUGAUUCUCAGGCUGAGGAAGAGGAGAUUCAGCCAGACUCCCAAAGCCAACAAGAGGAAGAAGGCGAGAGUGCUGUUGAAUCUCAAGCUGAAGAAGAUAAAGAAGAAGAUGCUGCUGAUUCUCUCCCUGAGGAGGAGGAAGGUGCAGAUCAGGAAAUUGGUGAAGAGAAUGGUUUGGCAGAGACUGGUUUGUCUGAUUCCAAAGAUGAACAUAAUGGAGAGGAGGAGGAAGACGAUGUUGAACAGGCUUCAGCACAUUUGGAAGGUGAUGUUGAACAUAUCAGUAGAAGGGCUCAUCACUCUGAGGGAGGACCUGUGCCGAUAACAGAAGCAGAGGGACAUUUGGCAGAUGUGCCAGAAGCAAGACUGUCUGACAGCAAAAGCAAAGCACAGACUACUUUUGAUGUUCACAACAGCCUUGAGAUGGGAAGCCAUGAGAGUGGUUUGCAUGUUGGGAACACUAAUGUACCUGAUUCUUCAACACAUGGACAGACAAGUACUUCUUUAGAUGGAGCAGAGCCUGAUGCUGAUAAAGAAAACUCCUUCCAUCCUGAGGUGACGCAUGAUAUUGAAGACAAGUCACCUGAAGAAGCUGCUGCUCAAGAGGAAGAGUGGGAGGAUGAAGAGGAUGAUGAUGAAGAAACUGAAGACAUCCCAAGCAAGACUCCAGCAUUCGUUAGACAGAAAAGAAGCCUUUUUCACCCAGAUCCUCAGGCCUCACCUUCUGUUCUCAAGAAUAUUCAAGCCAGUACCAGUGAUGGGGAAGGUUCAUCUGCACCUAAACCAAAGCAGGUAAGGAAGAGGAGGACUGAGCCAACAAGAAGACAAGGUCUUCCAAAAGGCUACCUGAUGGGAAUCUUCAAACACUUUGCCAAGACAAAAGUGUCUGCAGAUGUUUACCCCGUCCUACAGGAAAUAAUGGAUAAAUUCUUUGAGCGGCUGGCAGAGGACUUGCAGACAUACGCAAUUCAUGCAAAGAGGAAAACCAUUGAAGUUGAAGAUGUUGAACUCCUGUUGAAAAGGCAGGGUCAUGUCAACGACAGGGUGCCGGUGGAAGUGCUGAUUGAAAAAUAUCUACGUAUGGAUCAGCGCAGGCUCCUCAUCCCCAUAGCAACCAGUGGAAAUGUUGUUAUCCCUAAAAAUAGGAGAUGAGUGUCUGAUUAGACAGCUACUUUUAUGGACUUCUUUCAUCUCAGAAAGCCUCAUUAUUUAGUUGGUCUUCAUUUUAUUUCUGUAAAUUUGUAAAUAUUUUGAACUAAGCCUAAAAUCUGUUAUGUAUUAUCUGUUGUUUUUUUGGGGGGGAAUUCUUGUCUUAUUAUCUGUAGUUAAAUCAAAGGUCUUUAUCUCUACACAACUCCAACUUUGGCUUUUUGGUCUACUAUUAUCAGCUCAGAUUACACAUGCGCAAACUUUCUCCUUUUGUUUUUCUAUGAAAACUUGCUUUUCUGUCAUUAAGACCCAUCAAAGAGCUGCAAAUUUAAAAAUAAAGUUCCCAGUUUCA